UAUAGGAGUGCAGAAAUCCUCACGAGAUUGAGAAAUAAUCAGGGGAGUUAGUUGUUUCUCCUUUUGGAGUUUUAAUACGUUGUCUUCAUUUUCAAAUUGACCAAGUGGCCAAAAAACUGGAUUUUGGGGACGAUUUGCUUGGCAGAUAGCCAGAAGACUAUGGGUUGCUGUUACAGCAGCGAGACAGAAUCUGCGGAGCAGGACGGAGAUGAACGGAAGCCGCUGAUCCCUCAUCCUAACCCAGACAGCAAGCCGACCAAUGGCCUGCCCCCAAACGCUGCCAGCCAGCCAACCACACGCACAGAUGAGCAGGCCUUGUUAACGUCCAUAGUCACGAACACAGCACUGAACAUUAUAGAUGUGUCGGCAGCAGAUUCACAGGGUAUGGAACAACAUGAAUACAUGGACCGGGCCAGACAGUACAGUACUAAAUUGGCAGUGCUGAGCAGUACCGUGUGUCAGAAGAAACCUCCUCUUCUCCCCUCACUCACCACUCAACCUCACCAAGUGCUCGCCAGCGACCUGGUCCCCUACACUGAUGUACAACAGGUCUCUAAGAUUGCUGCGUAUGCGUGCAGUGCAAUCUCUCAGAUCAAAGUGGAUGCCAAGGAAGAAUUAGUGGUGCAGUUUGCUAUUCCAUGAUGUGUCAGUAGAAGCCUGUGUUCUCACGCUCUCUCUCCCUCUCUCUCUCUCUCUCUCUCCCCCUCUCUCUCUCUCUCUCUCUCAUUAUAAUUUCCUGCUCUGUGUCCAGCCCUCUCUCACAGUAAGACCUGUACCGUUAGUUUAAUCAGCAGAGUUACUGACCCUAAAGAGAGCCCUCUGUCCCAGUGUCCCUCCCCAGCGAUGGCCCUCAGGCAGCUGCAGCCAUGACCCUGAUGGCCACAGUGAGGCUUUCUGAAGGAAAUCAGGUCUAUACAAAGACUGCAGCCCUCAGUUUGUCAAAAUAACAUGUUUGCUGGAUUUUUGGUAAUAAAAUGGUUGUUUACCAAUACAGAAUUGUGUAACCUAUGUCUUUAGGAUGAGAAGGGGGGGGGGGGGGUAGAAGGAUGGAUGGAAGGAUGGAUGGAUGAAAUCAUUGAGGGGAUGUAGGAUUUUCAUCCAGGGUAAUGGGCUUGACAAGAUCUAUUGUCUUUUCCUCAGUCUGUGGAGCUGGUGCUGGUCUCUGGCCCUGUCAUACUGGUCUGCACACCCACACACAAAAAGCUUUUCUUUUUCACUCCAGAGUCUUUUCUCUGUCCUUUCGAGCCCGGCUGGGACAAAACAUCUGUAAACAGAGAGUUAGUGUAGGAAUGACAGUGUGGAGAAAUGAAUGGGCCGUGUGCUGUGCUGCCUGUGUACUGGGUUGUGUACUGGGUUGUGUACUGGUUUGGGUUUCACUGGCGCUCGGCCACUGUGGGCAGAGCCUUCAGUGGAGUCAUUAACUGCUAAUACUGAAUCCCCUUCUCAAUAAUCUGAAUUUUGGGGUGGGGGGAGUCUUGUGUCCUCUAUGCGUCUAAACACGGAGUACACAGAUCACCUGAUGUUAAGAGGAACCAGAACUGACCGGUGCUGAGAACUACCCUCUUGGUCCAGUGGUUCUGGCAGCGUAGUAAAAAUGCAGGCAACACUCGCGCGCUCUCUCUCUCUCUCUCUCUCUCUCUCUCUCUCUCUCUCUCUCUCUCUCUCUCUCUCUCUUUCUGACUAAAGAGUUCUUCCAGUGUCUUCAGCAGUGAAAACGGGAGCGCAGUUUUUCUCACCCUUUCUAACUUUUACUCAGACGAGCUGAGAGAGGAGAUGAGUGUUUGUGGCAUCUUGGCUGGAGCAGUGAUGUUCAUACCUGUCUGUCUGGGAGCUUUUCAAAUAAUCACCAGGAGUUCAAAUGCCAUUGUAAUUAUUUAUUUCUUUUAAUGUGUUUUAGCUUUGAUCACCCUUCCAUUCGAAUCUCUUUUGUCAUAAUUAAGCGUAAAACAGCAGUUGCGGAUUGAAGCCGUGGGCUUUUUUUAUAAAGGGAUCUGCACUUUGAGCAUUUUAUUAUCAUUUAGCUUUUUGCUUUCUUGCAGUUUGCUAAUUGUGUUGUUUGUUUUGUUACCUAAAUGUGUACUACUAUCUGAAUGACCUGGUUCAUCUCUUAGGCUAGAACCAAAAAUUUAAAGGAAAUAUUCUGUUAAUACCUUUUUUGCUGUUGAA
Chanos chanos (milkfish) is the source of this 2166-nucleotide messenger RNA. It is a transcript of the gene lamtor1, whose product is annotated as late endosomal/lysosomal adaptor, MAPK and MTOR activator 1. The transcript has 5 exons. The coding region runs from base 160 to 642 and encodes 160 amino acids. Gene Ontology annotation, biological process: positive regulation of MAPK cascade; positive regulation of TOR signaling; cellular response to amino acid stimulus. NCBI's taxonomy places the organism in Eukaryota, Metazoa, Chordata, Actinopteri, Gonorynchiformes, Chanidae. The record is from RefSeq and is a predicted model, not a curated record. Gene Ontology annotation, molecular function: guanyl-nucleotide exchange factor activity; molecular adaptor activity. Gene Ontology annotation, cellular component: lysosomal membrane; membrane raft; Ragulator complex.